AUACAGACUUAUUCGAUCGCUCAUUUAGCAGGCACUAGUUUUGAGGCUGGACUGGUCCAACCUAGGGCUUAAGAACAUGAAUAUCCUAAUGCAAAUUAGGUUAAACUUAUUUUUAAUAUUAAUAAUUUCUUAUAUCAAUAAUGUAAGAUCAUGUAACUUUGAUACUUGUGGCGAAUGCAUUAGUUAUGCGGAAGAAAAAUGCGUCUGGUGUGCUCAAGAUGGCAUCACGGGACCAAGAUGCCGAUCUCUCAAGUCGCUUUCUGCAACCAAAGAAGUCGGUUCGAGUUGGUGCAAACCCGAAUACAUACAAAAUCCGAAAUUUGAAAUGGUUGUCGCAGAAGAUAAACAAUUUGCAGAAAAUAAAAACGGAUCGCAGGUGCAAAUAAAGCCUCAAGUUAUCAAGGUCAAAGUAAGGCCAGGAGAGCCUGUGGACUUUACAAUGCAUUUCAAACCCGCUAAAGAUUACCCUUUAGACGUAUACUAUCUUAUGGAUAUUUCUUAUACGAUGCAAACCAAUUUAAAAGAUUUGAAACAGCAAGCACUAAAAAUAUACAAAGAUCUAUCAGUGUACACGAAUAAUGUAAGAUUGGGUAUUGGAAGUUUCGUCGAAAAACCUGGGUUCCCGUAUGUAGAUCCUAUAAGGCACACAAGCCACGCAUUUAGAAAUCAUAUUUCCUUAACGGACAACAUGAAAUUAUUUAUUUCUACUAUAGAAAACAUAAAGUUUGGAUCAAAUUUUGAUGAUCGUGAAGCUGGUUUAGAUGGGCUGAUGCAGGCCAUGACAUGUCGCGAAGAAAUUCAAUGGAGAGAGCAUGCCAGACGUAUUAUUAUCAUGAGUACAGAUGCUCCGUAUCACAGUGCAGGUGAUGGUAAAAUUGUAGGGGCUAUCAAACCCCAUGACAUGCAGUGCCAUUUGAAGAAUAAUGUGUAUACCGAAGCCCUAACAUAUGACUAUCCUUCAGUCAGCCAAAUUAAUAAAGUGGCAACAGAUGAAAACUUCAGAAUAAUAUUUGCUAUAGCCGAAAACAAUAUUACUCAUAAAAUUCCUGAAACUGAAUAUAAAAACUUAGCCAGACAAAUAACUGGAGCUACUUUUGCAAGGUUGGAAGGAGGUGACAGUGUCAUAAAAAUUAUCAAACAAGCUUACGAGGAACUUUCAAACACUAUACAAAUAAUGCACAAGGCGCCACCGUUUGUGAAUGUGACUAUUGAUCAGGAUUGUAAUUCAGUACCAAAAAAGAAUUGUUUAGUUCAACACAAAAAGCAGCUUACCAUCAAUGGAACACUAGUUGUAAAGUCAUGUCCUAAACCAAGUAGCAAAAAUAAACACAUAGUCACCCUUAAUCCCUAUGGUUUGCGCGAAAACCUCAGGAUUGAAUUAGACAUUGCUUGCGAAUGUAGCUGUGAGAAGGAAAACGGCGCCAUAGUACCAGAUAUUUGCCACGGCAGUGGUUUUAUUCAGUGUGGAAUUUGCAAAUGUCUACCGGGGAGUUAUGGUAACGACUGUCGGUGCAAUGGCUCUUCCACGGACCAGCGCGAUAUGGAGAAAUGUAAAAUAAGUAGCGACGCCAAAUUAUGCAGUGGUAGAGGAAUUUGCAAAUGUGGACAAUGUGAAUGCCAGAAUGGUUUCUCGGGCAAUUUCUGCGAGUUUGAUGAUAACUCUUGCCCUAAACCAAACAACCAGCUUUGUUUUGGACACGGCAGAUGUAUCAAAGGGCAGUGUUCUUGUGACAUCGGAUAUAGUGAGAAGGAUUGCAGUUGCAAAAAUGACGACAAAGAUUGUUACGCGCCAUACGCCACUGAGGCAUGUUCUGGAAAAGGCAAAUGCAUUUGUGGUGCAUGCGUAUGUGAUACAAUAAAGGGCAAAAAUGAAACUUAUUCUGGUGUAUUUUGCGACAGUUGUGACGAAUGCGCCGCAGCGCGAUGUACGGAACUACAAGACUAUGCCUACUGUAAUUAUAUCCACAAAGACAACAAGGCUAUUUGCGACGCUGAUCAAGGAAGCAAAGUAUCGAACAUCAUAGUCGAAUUUAUGAACAAAAAAGAGAUAAAUGGACCAAAACUGUUUACGGCUAAGUGGUGCAAGACAGAACUGGAAAAUAAAAAUGGAAGUUACGUGGUAUUCAGGUACCAAUACGUUAAUCAUGACUUGAAGAUUGCGAUCCAAGAAGAAUUGGAAUCACCACCCAAGGCUAACAUUUGGAUUGCUGCUGGCUCUGCGAUAGGCCUGGUUCUCUUGAUCGGAAUACUAACCGUUAUUAUCUGGAAGAUUCUAGUAGAUAUACACGACAAAAAAGAAUACAAGAAGUUCCAGGACGAAGCUUUGGCCGCCGGCUACGAUGUUUCUCAAAAUCCUUUGUACCAAGACCCGUCCAUCAAUUUCUCGAAUCCCGUAUACAAUAACCAGUGUAUUACGUAAGCUGAUGUUCCAAAUAAGGACAAUUGUAUAUUAUUAUAAUAUGUUAGUCCUAUAAAUAAUUUGAAUGCAAGGAAAAUAAACAUUAAUUCCCAGUUCAC
Messenger RNA from Spodoptera exigua (beet armyworm), 2517 nucleotides. The record is from the annotation of a GenBank genome assembly. Lineage: Eukaryota; Metazoa; Arthropoda; Insecta; Lepidoptera; Noctuidae.